Molecule: messenger RNA, 13051 nt
Organism: Pristis pectinata (smalltooth sawfish)
Lineage: Eukaryota; Metazoa; Chordata; Chondrichthyes; Rhinopristiformes; Pristidae
Product: apoptosis-stimulating of p53 protein 2-like
Exons: 18
Coding region: 413-3907 (1164 amino acids)
Biological process (GO): signal transduction; regulation of apoptotic process
Cellular component (GO): nucleus
Molecular function (GO): p53 binding
Source: RefSeq, a predicted model, not a curated record
GGCCCAUUUCCGGCCGUGAUGUCAUGCGGCGUGCGUCAUCGUGUGCCGCCUGUUGUGGUGGAGGGGAUUAUCGUGGUGGAGUCGGGGAGGGAGGGAGUGGAGGAAGGAAUGAGGGAGGGAGAGAAGGUGGUGAUCGCCGGCAGGCCUGCUGUGAUUCCUGACCGAUUCUGAGCGAAGCCGCUUCCCGCAAGCUUGUAAGCGGGCAGGUUCCCUGCCCCCCUCCCACUGCCACACACACCAGCCCGGGUCGGCGGAUUGUGUGGAGCUGGGACCGGGCUGCAGGAGGAGAAAGUUUGUGAGGAGGGAUCGGUCGGGGUGGUCGAGCAGGCCGCGCACUCCGCAGCUUCACCCUUCCACUCCUCCUCAUUUAUUUUUCGCAGCGGACGGAAGAAGACGACGAAAUCCCGGUUAAAUGCGGUUCGCGUCCAAAAUGAUGCCAAUGUUUCUCACAGUGUACCUGAGCAACAGUGACCAACAUUAUACAGAGGUACCAAUCACUCCGGAGACCACAUGUCGAGAUGUUGUUGGAUACUGCAAAGAGCCAGGAGAGACAGACUGUCAUUUGGCUGAGCGCUGGCAUGGUGGUGAGCGUGCCAUAUCAGACAAUGAGCGUAUAUAUGAUAUUCUGCAACAAUGGGGAGCACAGAGAAAUGAAGUUUGUUUCUACUUGCGCCACGAGCGUCCACCAAGCACAAUUAGGGAUACAGGUUGUUUGAGACUCCAGGAUCCAACGUCAAAGAGAAACCGAGUGCAGGGUACUACAGAAAGACGAAUGGAAAAUGGAGUUAGUGGGCCACGCAUGGAUAUGACGCUUGCUGAACUGCAGGAAAUGGCAACUCGGCAACAACAACAGAUUGAUUCCCAACAGCAACUGUUGGCAACGAAGGAGCAGCAUCUGAGAUACCUGAAGCAGCAGGACCACCGUGACCAACAAUUAGCAGAACAGGAGAAGCUGAAAAAACUUCGUGAGAUUGCAGAAAGUCAGGAGGCCAAAUUGAAGAACGUACGGACACUUAAAGGACAGGUGGAACAAAACCGACUAAGCAAUGGGAGGCUGGUUGAGGAGAUUGAACAAAUGAACAGUCUCUUCCAACAAAAGCAGAGAGAGUUGGUAAUUGCUAUUGCAAAAGUGGAAGAGCUAACCAGUCAACUGGACAUGUUGAAAAGUGGAAAGAUUGAUGGUUACCAUGACAACCAAUCUGCUGUAGCUGAGCUUGAUAGGCUCUAUAAAGAAUUACAGUUAAGGAAUAAAUUGAACCAGGAGCAGAAUGCAAAGCUUCAGCAUCAAAGGGAGACCCUAAACAAGCGUAACUCUGAAGUUGCAUCAAUGGACAGACGUAUUGGGGAUCUGCGUGAGCGACUGUGGAAAAAGAAGGCCGCUUUACAACAAAAAGAGAAUGUACCAGUUUCGUCUGACAAGAAUAUUCCGCAACAAGUGGUGUCUUCUGCACCCAGCCGCGUGGCUGCAGUUGGACCCUAUAUCCAGUCAUCCACCUUGCCCCGUGCCCCACAAAAACUUGAGCUCCUAGUAAAGCCAGCCUUUCCUAAUGGAUCGUCUACUCUACCCAGUGUGCAAACACAUGCUGUUUCAGUGAAUGCCCAGACUCCCGUGAAAUCUGGUAUCCCUUCAGUGAAAGCUCCUGUUGCUGGCAUUGUGACUCAGGCGCAUUUGCAGACGCCACCUCAGUCUGGUCCCGAAAGGAAUGAAUCAAGUUUUGGCAUUCCUGUUCAUCAGCCUUCAACAACAGCUUCCUUGAAUGUUAGUACUUCAAACCUGGCCAGAGGUGCAGCAGUACCCAAUCCAGGUCAAGUUGGUGAUGGUGACGUUGUGAUGAGAGACAAGAAUGAUAAGAGAGUGCGUUGUUUCUCUAUGUUUGAAUCUAUGGAUCCGUCUGCAGUAAUUCCAUCUUCUGGAACACUAAGGAAAAACCAGAGCAGUGAGGACCUUCUGCAGGAAAUUCAGACUGGUAGCAAGAAUGUGGUUAAAGUACCACCCCCUGUUCCUACCAAACCCAAACAGAUCUCCUUGCCCUUUUUUGGACCAUCUGGCGUAGCUACUGCAGCAGAGAAUAAAACUGAAUACAACCCACAGAAGUUACCUGGGACUGUAGGCAUUACAGCCAAUAAACUGAAGCCAACCCAAACUACAGGACCACAACAAAUGCAACAUUGUGCCUCAAAUGCACAACUUCAGCCAUCUCCAGAGGCACCUCCUGCAGCUACAGUUCGGCCUUUUACCCCACAACCAUCUAAAGAACCUCCAUCCCAGCCCCUGAGAAAACCAGAGACAGUGGCUGCCAGCUCUAUCUAUACAAUGUAUACCCAGCAACAAGCACCAGGCAAAAACUUCCAGCAGGCUGUUCAGAGUGCCCUGACCAAAGUGCAAACACGACCUCAGUUCACAAGUGUAUAUGGCAAACCAGUGGUUCCUGGACCUUCACAGAAUUAUGUAAGCAAUCAGUCUCAAGCAGACCAGGAAAUGAAUACUCUGUAUUCAAAGAGCCAAGAUAAACCAGAUUGCCCUGAAUCAGAGACUGAUAAUGCUGCAAAUCUUGGAGACCACUCGGAGACUGAGCGCAUUCCACGACCACUGAGCCCCACAAAGCUGCUUCCUUUUAUGUACAAUCCAUAUCGAAAUCAGAGUGAUGCUGAUUUGGAGGCAUUAAGGAAAAAACUGUCCAAUGCACCUAGGCCACUGAAGAAGCGAAGCUCUAUUACAGAGCCCGAGGGACCGAAUGGACCCAAUAUUCAAAAGCUGCUAUACCAGCGUACCACACUGGCUGCUAUGGAAACGGCGAGUCCAAUGCCAUUCUAUCAACCAAAGCAACCUGCUUUUUCAUCAGCAGAAGAGAAUACCAUCACUGAAAGCAGAGAUGUCAGUGCUAAACUAGAGGAUGAGACUACAGCAUCAACAGAUGAAACUCCAGAUCAGUCAGAAACAGGUGUCAAAAAGGAGACAGAGGCAUCAGGUGCUGAAGAACUUGUGAGAACUUCUCCAGGUAGCUCAGCUCCUGUUCUGGAGGGACAGCUAGCAGUUCCUACUCUUCUACCUGCUGUGGAAGAGCAACCGAAUCGGGAGAGCCCACUCUCACCGCAGGAAUUAGCAGAAGAAUAUCCUCCUUACCCACCACCUCCUUAUCCUGUUACUGGUGAUCAUGAGACUAUGGGUGAUGAUAGCUUUAAUAUGCGGCCACCUGAGAUUACUGGACAUACUGUCCUACCACCUGGAAAGAGAACAAAUCUGAAAAAGUUGGGAUCAGAGCGAAUAGGUCAUGGUAUGAGAGUGAAGUUCAAUCCUCUAGCCCUACUACUUGAUUCUUCUCUGGAAGGUGAAUUUGAUUUAGUCCAGCGUAUCAUCUAUGAGGUGGAGGACCCCAGCCAACCAAAUGAUGAAGGAAUAACCGCACUGCAUAAUGCUGUGUGUGCUGGCCAUACCGAAAUUGUGAAGUUCUUAGUACAGUUUGGAGUAAAUGUUAAUGCAGCAGAUAGUGAUGGAUGGACUCCCUUGCAUUGUGCAGCCUCCUGUAAUAAUGUGCAAGUUUGCAAGUUCCUAGUUGAAUCUGGGGCAGCAGUGUUUGCUACAACCUACAGUGACUUGCAGACUGCUGCUGAUAAAUGUGAGGAGAUGGAGGAGGGUUACAUCCAAUGCUCACAAUUUCUGUACGGUGUGCAAGAGAAGAUGGGUAUAAUGAACAGAGGCAUAGUAUAUGCGCUUUGGGAUUAUGAAUCCCAAACUGAAGAUGAAUUAUCCUUUAAGGAAGGUGACUGUAUGUCAGUCAUCCGACGAGAAGAUGAGGAUGAAAUUGAAUGGUGGUGGGCACGGCUAAAUGAAGGUGAAGGAUAUGUAGCUCGCAACUUGCUUGGGCUUUAUCCAAGAAUUAAACCAAGACAGCGAAGUCUGGCAUAAAGUAAAUACCAGAAAACAUUACAGAUAAAGACUAUAAGCCUUCAUACAUUUUUAAGGUAGCUGUAGCAAUCUGGAUCCAACAGAAUGUUUGCAAUAAAAUGAUGAUCUCCAGACUUAAAUGAAGGAAAAUUCAAUUUACACAAAGGAUGCUUCUGUGAUGAAGUUAGAUAUUUUUGUUCAGUGUUAAUGAUCACCGAAUACAGAUGGUGAACAAAGUUUCUUUUGAAAAGAAUGUGUAUUUUGAUGGACAAUAAUAUAGAUUUAGAAUAUCUUAAAGGCCUUGUGUAGAUAGAGCACAGAUGAUUUGGAAAAAAAAAUCUUGACUGACUUUGUUUCCCCUCCAUCACAAUUUUUUAAAUUAAAGUAUUUGUUACUGCAUUUGUUAUUUGUGGAGGAUACUAUCCAGGAACUGUCAAGUCUUUUGCUGGAAUCAAUAAUAAAAUAAUUUCUCUUUUACUAGAAAGCUUUUGAAGAAAUUAAAAUGGGAUGCUUAGUCAGUAAAGAUUUUGAUAGUUUAAAUAGUUCCAGGCAGCAUUACAGAAAGUCGAUGCCUACGUUUUUAGCUGUUUCUAGUUUCCAAACAUUUUUAUCUUGAUAUUUUACUCUUGAAUAUGAUGUAUUGCAAAUUCCAAAACAUGCAGCUAUGAUUUGGAGGGUUAGUUCAAAAAAAAAUUAAAACUUAUUUUUGAUACUUCCCCUGAUAAUCUUUCAGAGGCCAAACAUAAAACAGAAUUAUUUUUGAGGAUGAUUCUGAUUUGUUCCUUUUAACUCUGUUUCUAGCACAGGCUACAAUAAAUCUCCUUCCAUGAAUGAAGAAUUUCAUUUUUUUUAUCUUAUUUAACAAUGGUAAUUGCAAAAGUAAUAUUUUGUAUUUCUCAAUACCCCAAUAUAGGAUUAAUAUUAAAUGCAGUCUUUUGCAAUAUGAUGACUUAUAAUAAUUUAGUAUCACGGUUUUAAAUUCUUUUCCAGAUUUCUUCUGUCCCUGAACAAAUAGUUAAGUAUCUUCUUAGUGUGGUCUAAAACUAUUAGCAUUUUAUGUAUUAAUGUGGUUAAGAAUUAAUUACUAAGCAUUUAGCAACAUCUAUUUUGUUAUUGGGAGUUUAAUUCCUUAUAUAGAUAUGAAAACUUUAUGAUGGAAACACUCAGGCCACUGUGGUUUGGACAACUUUUGUUACCUCAUUUUCAAGAGGUCUGAGUAAAGUCUGAUUAAACCUGUUUGUUUCAUGUUUCUGCAAGACAUAUUAAAUCUUGUGUGGAUGAAAACUGCAUUGCCCCAUACUUCUGAACUACUCUAGAGUGAUCCAUUGAUUAGUGUGUCACCUCCUGCCUUUACCUAAUAGUAAAUAAUUGAGCUUCAGAAUCAAGCAUGUUGGUUGUUAUCUUCCUGGGGUUCUGCCAGCUACGCCUGGAAAAAAAACCUGUGGAUUUUAUAAUUUUUUAACUUUUUUUUUAAAAAUGAACAAAAAUGAAGCACUGGCUUGCAAGGAACAGCUAAAUAAGAUAAAAAUACAUGGUUGAUUUGUAUCUCAACUCCAACUGUCUACCUGGAGUACAAAUUUUACCCAUCAAAAAUCUAUCAUUCUCAGCUUUAAAGCUUUAUAAUUGGUCUUGGCUCAACUCAUUUUUGGUGGAAGAGUGUAAGAUAUUCAAGAUCCUUUUUGUGGAAAAAAUGCUUUCUGGCAUUGCUCCUAAACCAAUUUUAUGCUUUUGCCACUGUGUUCUGAUCUACAUAGGCAGAGGAAAUUUCAUGUUAUUUUCUGUCUAAUCCUAUAAUUGUUUUAAACACCCUGAGCAGGUCAUUGCAUUGUAUUCUAUAUGAAGAGAGCUCAAGUGUAGACCAUGCAGUUGGAUCUUGUAAUCCAGCUUUUUUUAAAUCUGGUAUCAUUGUGGUGAAUCCUUCCAACACUAGCAUAUCCUUUUGAGGUGCAGUACCCAGAAAUAAAUGGUCUUCCUGCUGCAGCUUAACCUUGUAGUAUAACUGCAACCCUUUUGAAAUGCAAGGCUCUUUAAGAUUAAGGGUUCAGAUUCCAUUAACCACUUUUUUUAUACAUGUAUCCACUUUUAUUUCUUUACUUUAUUAAUUCAAAGAUUUAAAUCUCAUUGCCUCCCUGUUUCCAUGCUGAUUCACUCUAGCUUUAGGAUGCUUGUUUGAUAAUAUACAUUUGCAAGAACAAAUUUUCCAAAGCUAAGCAGCCUGAAUCUAACAUAUGCUGCCUCAUGCAAGGUGAGCAACUGUAAAACUCUUAAUGUGGAUAACAUUGUUAACAUGCAAUGCAUCUUACAGGACAUACCUGCAGUAUAUAAAAAUAAUUCACUGCUGUAAUCUUCAUUAAUAUGGUAAUCAUUGCUGUUUGCAGAAACAAUCUGUUCUUUAAGCUGGAAAUCCAGCAUAAAGUUAAAGCAAGUUGGUCCUCUGGUCUCAAUCAAAGUUGAGAGACCUGUUGGCAUUUUUUUGUACGUCCACAGACAGCUUGACCAGUGAGAGGAAACAUUGUUGGCCUACCUGCUUUGCCAGCAGUGACUAUCAGAAUAAUACCUGGUAGGAAGGUAGGAAUAGUCUAUGCAGGAGCUGGCAAGGGAGAUAAUAUCAAUAGUCAGAGAGGAGGCGAGGACACUCCUGCUCCUUCUGGUCUUAUUUUCUCUGCCUCACCUUCAGUGGCUGAGGAAUCCUGACUGAGUUGUACCAGUUUCUUGCUGUGUUUAUAAAGAACACUUUUUCAAUGUUAAUGUGUUCAAAGGGGCUUAAGGUUGCCACACACAAAUCUUAACAGAUAUAGAUGCAAGACUUGAAGCCAAUGCCACUGCUAAAUUAGCAAACUUUGUCCAUUUUUAUACCUGAAAAGCAUGCAUUGUAUACUGAUUUCUCCUGCUAAAUGCUUGAAAAUGCACAACAUCUUUUUGAAUCUUAAAAGUUGCAUACAGCACUUGCACCACUCCUAUUCCAUCACCCUUGAAGCACAAACUCUUUUACUGCUAAUAAUGACUAGCUGUAAGUUGGUACUCAAUUACGGGACUUAAUUUUGUUAUGACACUUUAUUCCCCUCAGGGAGCAAAAUCAAACUAAGAGCUGUGUUUUUUCACUUUGGCAUCAGAAUCUUUUAAUUUGGAUGGUUGGUAACAUGUUUUAUUAUAUUUGGGAUUUCUUAAUGUCUUGAAAACUAGAAACAUGAACAGGAAUACAUGUUAUUAAGUUUGGACAAGAAGUUUAUCUCAAAAAUAUAUCUAUUUUAAGGAAAUUUCACAUUUUUAAUUGGAGGAUUUUUUUUCUAAGAUGUUACAUGCAGAAAGGUUGUUACUAACCACUGUCCAGUACCAAAAGCUAAUAGUACUCUGCCUAGUAAAUUUAAGAAUUGUUGUUUGAGUUGCAUUUAAAAUUCUAUGAAAUUUAAUACAGUUCACAUUUUGAAAUUGAAAUUAAUGUUUGACUGUAUAUUUUUACAAGAUUUUAAUUAUUGACUCUUAAUAUUUCAUGAAAAUUAAGAAAAGGCCAGUUUGUAUUUGAGCAUUCCAAAGAGUUACAGGUAUUGAAAACUUGGUUUUGUACACUUACCUAACUUAAUUUUAUAACAUUUAAUUGAAACAUACAGAAAAAAUAUUUUUGCAUAUGUAUGAAUUGGAAACGGCUGUAUAUUUUAAAGGCUGAAUUUCUAUGUUAUGGAUGGUAAAAUAUGCUCUGGCUUUGUGGUAUAUUUUGUUGCAUCGUUGAACAAAAGCGUGAAUUGUCUGUGGGAGUUGAGCAAGCUCUGCCACCUUUGAUUUUCGUGAACUGACAGUUUCAACUGAUUUAUUUUUAUGGUAAUGAUGCCUUUUAGAAUUGUUGUCACUUAAAAUUUUCUGGGUGCUUUUAACAUCCUUACCUAAUGACCCCAGCUGCUUUGACAUUCUUGAACUUUCCUGCAAAACCAAAAUUUACUGUGAUAAGAAGAGGGUGCAAUUGAUUGCAGAGUUGAAAAUAAGUUGUUAAUACUAUGAUAGUUUGGAAAUGCACAUUAUUGGAUGCUUGAAGAAUUGAUGGUUUUUGAAGCAAUUUUCAGAUGGGUUAAAAUAUUUGAGAAAUGCUGCUUUCCAUUCUGUGUAUUGCCCUCCAUAAAUCUUGUCUUUUCCAUUAGAGCAAUUUUAAAAAUACCAUCUCGGCAAAUAUAGUGACCUAUUUACCCCUCCAUGACUUUCUUUUUCCAAAAGUAAGAUUCUAUUAAACAAUACAAUUUAUCUGAAAUGAGAAAAUUGAUAACUUAAAGCAAGCAUGUACAUGCCUAACCAUGUAUAAUUUAAAUCAAAUUGCUUACACUGUUGGGUAAAUGGAGAAUUUGCAUAGCGUCUUUAGAGCAAUACAUGUUAGUAAAAAUUGUUUAUAUAUUCUAUAAUAUCAAGUUCUGCAAUUUUCAAACACAUUUUGCCCAUGAUUAGAAUGUCUCCUAGCAAACAAAGUUUUACAAAACCGUGAUUAAACCCUAUAGGUAUAGAUUGUGAGUGUAGCAGGAGCUGUGUGUAUUUAUUGGUACAUGUGUUGGAAAAAUACCCUGUAGAAGUUAGCAAGGACUCAAAAAUGAGUAAUGACAGAUUUCAGUCAUGUAUUCAAUUAUUAGCCAUUUACUGAAUUGUACAACUUCAGUUUUCCUACAUUAAAGCCUUUAAACCCUAAAUAUAAAAGCAGUGUUUUUUUUUCCAGUCAGAUAGAUGAAGCAAUUGUUGAAUAAAUUAAAUAAUGCAACAAAGAAAAUUUGCUUUCUCUGAAUUUUCAGCCAGAAGCUACUCUAUUUUAUUUUGUAAGUUGAUGCCUUAGGUUUUCUUAAGUACUGUUGCCAUGUCGGAAAUAAACAGGUUGGACUGUUCUUCACAAGAGAUAUGUGUGUAUUAGACCAAAAAAAAAUCAGCUGGCAGAAGAUUAGUGUGCUUAUAAUUUGCUCUGUGCUAGAGAGUUACUUGAAUCUUUUGAAUUCUUUAUUUGUGUACAAACAAAUGGAGGCACAAAGGCCCAGUCUCAGCAUCAAUUUCAAUAACUGUUAUUGUGAUGACCUUACAGUCGCAUCCGCCACUUUAACAAUACUUUAAUAGUGUGGACGGUGAUAUAAUGUGAUAGAAAUGUGUCGCCAGUCACAUCUCCUAAACAUACAAAAAAGUAGUGGCUGCCACUCCUCCAUCAAGAUUCAGUUCCAUUAACUUAAAAGUGAUUGUUGUAUUUAUUAUAGUAUUAUAGUAUUUUUGAUGCUGUUUUGGCAUGGUUUUAAGUUAUAAUUUUUAAUUUUAAAUAAUCUCAUCCUUCUGGGCUCUCCAAAUGAGGUAGGAGGAUAGUGACAAUGCACUGGCAAUAUUUUUUGAAUUUUGCACCUCCCAUUAUUUUCUUCUCGUUUUGAAAUGUCUAAGAGUAUAUAAAAGGUAAAAUUAGACUUUUCACAAUACUAUGAUGGACCUGGGAACAGUCUGGAAAGUUCUGUAAAUUUUGACUGAAUCAGUAAUGUAAAAAAAAUGCACAUUAUGUAUCAAAUGCCAAGUGCGAUGAUAGCUUUAUACUCUUGUACAUUAUAAGAGUGCAGCUGGAAGUGAAAUGUACAAAAUGCAUUUAUUAUGGCAAGACUAUAAACCUGAUUGAGAAUAUUGCAUUGAGUGAAGGACAAAGUACGAUAUUGUGUUUGGAGAAAGAGGAAGUUAGUGAGUUUGGGAUUAACAGGUCUGACGUUAAUAGUCGAGCAGAAGAUGCUGUGAAAGUCGGCAUCCCAUACUUGCAGACACAAGUGGGAAAACCCUUUGGAUGACAAAUGCAAUUCAAAAGUAAGUUCAAGCUUGAUGAGCAAGUAUCACAGACAAGCAAGACAAUGAAAGGAGUCUUGCAGGCAAUAAAUGUGCACUGCAUCCAGGAGUAAAAUCAAGUUGCUGUGAGAUCUCCUGUCGCACAACUUAUAGUAAAUUCAAGAAUACAUUGCUUUCCAAUGUAAGUGUUUAAGGCAAUUCAGAAUAAUACCAGGGCUGUUAAUUUGCAAUUAUUAAAUUGAAUUCUAUUCUAAAUGGCAUUUUAGUGCUUUAGAAAGUGGUGUAAUAACUUCAUUUUUCUAUCAAAAUUGUAAGAGUAGCCUUAAUUUGAGAGAGAAAGUCUAUUAUUAGUGCCAUUUUUAAAGUAGAAAUAGAACAGAAUAUGCAGUUCUUAACAGCCACAAAGUUGUUAACUCAAUUGUAUUUUACUUAAAAUUUGUAAAUAGUUGUUUUCGUACAUUAUGCUUCAGGUACUUCAUUUAUAACCUCAAUGUUUCAUUGUCAGCGGUACUGUAUAUAUGCAAAUGAUCUUUCUCCCUUUUGGAAAUGUCAGACUGAGGAAGUAAAUUAGCAUUUGAGCACUGUAAUUUGAACUACACAGAGCCACACUUGCAGUUUGGGCUAUUAUUUGGUGGCUUAGAAUCGCAUAUGUAAAAUCAAACUGCAGGCACGAAACUGGAGGGGGCCAAUGCCUUAAGCAGAAUGCUGAAAGAACUCAGUGGGUCAAGCAGCAUCUGUGGAGGCAAAAGACGCAAGUUGAUGUUUUGUAUUGAACAUAGUAAGCCCAGUAGGCAGAACAAGCGGGUAAGUGCAUAUCAGGGGAAUUCAAAGUUAAGUUGCCUCAAUUUUGACGCAAGGCGUCUUAACUGAUAAGGUAGAUGAGCUCAAAACUGUAAUUGAGACAGGGAAAUACAAUAAUGUUGCCAUCACUGAGACUUGAUUGAAGGAGGGGUAGGACUCAAUAUAUAGGGGUAUAAAAUAUUCAGGCGAGACGGGGGGAAGUAAAACUAAUGGUGGUAUUGCACUGUUAGUCAAUGACUGCAUUACUUCAGUAUUGAGGGAAUAUCCUAGAAGCCUCCUCAAACAAGGCUAUAUGGAUAGAGAUUAGGAAUGAAAAGGUAUUGUAACUUUGCGAUGAGUGUAUUGCAGACCUCCCACCAUCAACAUGAUGUUGAGGAGCAGAUAUUAGAGAGGUGCAAUAAAAAUAGGUUCAUAGCACCAGCUUUGCCUACCAGCCUCCAUCCCAUCUCCCUUCACACUGCUAUAUACUGGCAAUCUUUCCUGUUCCGCCUCGAUCCUAAUGCAGGGUAUCGACCUAAAAAUGUUGACUUGCACCUUUUGGCUCUGCAGAUGCUUCUUGACCUGCUGUGUUCUUUCAGCAUUCUGUUUUUUUUUGUUCUAGAUUCCAGCAUCUGCAAUCUCUUUUGUCCUUGAAGCCAAUACCCUGAUGCCUACUGUUUUAGCUGUUAGCCUUCAGUUGCAUCAUGGCAGCCACCAGCUCAUCAAGAAUGCAGUUCGUGGUGUCUGUUGUAAAGUAUGCAAUCAUGUAGGCUGGCAGCUGGGCCUAUACCCCUCUUAGUGGGUUCUGGGGUACAGAAGUCCAGUAUUUCCAUGUGCUUGUAGCAGGCGCCCCACUCAUUUGGCUGUUAAACUGCAUUUGAAGCUUACCUUGCUGCUCAAGCUCAUGCAGGUAAUCUUUAGCAUGGGCAGAUCAUUGAAUAACCCACAGAAAACAGACAUAGUGGGUCAUUUUCAAGUUAGCAAACAGUAACUAGCAGCUUGGUACAGAAAUAGAUUUUCAUUAAUGAUUUAUAGGAGUGGUGUGUAUUGUAGAUAAGUAUGCUGGUGAGAUGGAUAGGAGGGCGAGUCUUCAAAAGGAUAUAGAGAUUAAAUGUGAGGGGGAAAAAGUUAACAGGUGGGGUGUGAUGAGAGAUCAAGUUAUCGAUUUUCUAAGGUCGAAUAGAAAAGCUAAAUGUUGUUUAAAUGAUGAGAGCAUGCAGAAUGUUGUUGUACAGAGGAGCCUUGUGCCAUUGUUCAUGAAACAAAUAUUGCUGGUCUUUAAUGAAUUACCAAAGUAGGGAACUCUUUCCACAAUUGCACAAGGUGUUAAUGACACUACACCUGGAGUACUGCAUGUGGUUUUGGUCUUAGUUUAAGUAGGAAUGCACUUAGAUUUGAGGCAGUUCAUGUAAGAACUUGGAUGAAAGGUGGUCUUAUGAGGAAAGCUUGAAGGGAUUUGGGCCUAUGCUCAAUUUAGAAUAAGAGGUAACCUUAUUGAAGCACAACUCUGAGAGGGCUUGACAUGGCAAAUGUUGAGAGGAACAUGGUUUCACUGUAAGGGAUGGACAUUCAAGAUGAGCAGGAAUUUCUGCUGAGGGUUGUGACCCUGGAAAUUCCAAUUCCAGAGAAUGGUAGAAGCCGAGUUACAGGAUAUAUUCAAGAUCAAGAGUGGAGCUGAGGCCAGGAUUUCCUUGGGCAGCAGAGAAUAUUUAAGUGGCCAUUAGGUAGCCAAACUAUUUCUCCUGUUCUUAACGUAAUUAGGCUUCUGAUGAACUGCUCACGGGUUGGGAAUGGAGGAGGAGUAGGAUGGUAUAUUCACUGUGUAUAAAUAACAAAUUGGUUCCAUUCAUAAUCUGUAUCAGUGAUUUGGCUGAAGGGACCAAAUGUCAUACAUUCAAGUUUGCUGACAUUGCUAAACUAGGUGGGAUUGUGAAUACAGAGGAUGUGAAGAAGCAAGCUUUGGAGGCUAUGGCCAAAAUGAAUGACUGGGUAGAAUGUGGCAGAUGGAAUAUGGCAAAAUGUGAGGGUUCAUCUGUUUUAGUCUUCUGUAAUGUAUACUAAAAUAUUUGUUGAAUGGUCCUCUUGAUGUUCAAAGGGACCUGUGAAUGCUUGUACAUAAAAGCAUACUAAGGGCCAACAUGCAGGUGCAACAGGUGAUUAGAAGGACAAAUUGGUAUGUUAGCUUUUGACACAAGGAAUUGAUUACAAGAGUGGGAAGUCUAAUUACAAUUGACUAGUGACUUGGUGAGACUGUAUUUGGAGUAUUAUGUACAGUUUUAAGAAAGGACAUACUUGCCAUAUGAUCUCAGAAUAAGAAUUAGGCCUCUAGGACUGGGAUGAGGAGAAAUUUCUUCACUUGGAGGACAAGGAAUAUUUAGAUCUCUGAGCCUCCACACACUCUAGGGUGGUCUCUAAGUUUGGUCAAAAAAUAAAGAUAAAUAAAGAUAGCUAGAUUUCUGGAUAUGGGUGUAGGCUGUGUAAUGGAGUUGAGGUGGAAAAUCAUUGGCACAGCAGCUUGGAGAAGCAGAUGGCCUCCUCCUGCAAUGUGAACAGAAUUUCUGUCCUAUUCCUAUGAGAUAGUUUAAAUUAUAGAUUUUUUUUUAAAAAUCUACCUGG